UUACAACCAGGAGAGGGAGGAUUCACUGCGGCUGGAAUUUGAACAAAGUUCCUGAUAAUUAUCUUACACAUUGUUAUCUGUUAUCUGUAAGUUGCGCUUUGUUAUUUUUAAAACAGAAAUCUGAGUGAAACGGGGCGCCAUUUGUUGCGUCUAUGUCUUCCUCCUCUUGUCCCUCUGUGAUCUUCCUGAAAACACCUGCGUGAUUCAGGUAACUCACCGGUGGAGAGGGAAGUUUGGCACUGAGCGGCAGAAAGUUCAUCCUGCAGGAAUGUGUUCCAGUCGGGGUAUAUGCGGCGGCAACAGUCGCUCCAACAGGUCGUCCAACUCAGAGAGCACUGGUUCAGGUGCGCACUACGCCCUCUGUGCCCUGGGAGUGGGACUUAUUGCCCUAGGCAUUGUCAUGAUUGUGUGGACUGUGAUACCACAGGACGGAGAGGCCUCAGGCGCCUCCCCCGCCCCAUCAGGCAACACUACCACAGGGUCUGAUGAUGUUGAUGAUGAGGAUGAACAAGACAACAAAAGGUCUGCAACGGUGGCAAUGGUGCUGAUAGGAGUUGGGGCAGCCAUGUUACUUUUAUCUAUUUUCCUUGGUGUGAGGAGCAAGAGAGCGCGACGCAACAGAAGAAACCAGCCGGCGGCAGUAGGAGUUCCCUUCAUGAACCAUGUGGCGGGGGAGCAGGAGGAAGCUGCUCCAGACCCAACGACAUACAACGUGCCGAGCUAUGAUGAGGUCGUUGGCAGUGACACCUACCCGGUCCGCAAUAGCAACCUUCGCCAAAGCACCUCGCAGCUGCCGUCCUACGAGGACAUCAUAGCUGCUGUGGAAAACGAGGGAGCAGAGUCCACUGAUAACCCCACAGAGGCCACUCCUCUCAGUGAUGCCGCAGCAGCUUCAGCUCAACCUGCCGCUGAGCCCCCCGCUGACACACCUGGCCUCAAACCAAACCCCAGCCUGCCUGCUCGCAGCAGCAGCCGGGUGAGCCGUUUACUGCGACCCCUGCGGGUGAGAAGGAUCAAGUCAGACAAACUGCACCAGAAGGAGUUCCGCCUCCAAAUCCGCAACCCCACACAGAAUCCAGUGACCAUUGAACCCAUCACUCCACCACCGCAGUACGACAAUAAGAUGCCUGAAUUGUUGCCUACUCCCGACGAAUAAAAAUAAAUGUGUUAAAUGGACUAAUGAUAACAUUUCUGAGAACCCAUUUUUUGGUAUUAAGUAGGUUAUAUGUAUCUGCGAGCGGUGUGAUGGAGGCCGUGCAGAUAGACUGCUGAAAUGAGAACAUUGUCUUUAUCACUGAAGCCUGUAAUCAGUAUAUUUAUUAUGUUAAAAAGCAUAAUUAAGUCUUAAGACAAACAUGGGACAGCCUUCCAGUUUUAUUCAAUAGCCCAGCGUUUGUUGUAAUGGACAAUAUCUGAACUUUUAUAUAUGUUUUUCACUCAAAUAGAAAUUCUUAAUGUUGCUGAAUGCUCACACUGAUUAGUUUUCAAAAAAAUUAACCCUUGUGUGGAGAAAAGGGGAAAUAAAUUACCUGGGAGAUUUUAAAGUGUUAUCAAUUAUAAGCAUUAGAUUUGCAGUCUUUUGGGAUUUGUAACUAAAGAAAAAACACUGAGGCCAAAAAUGCAUGAUGCAUCAGCUGUUUGUGAGUGCUUUUUGGAAGUUUUUGGAAAACUGUUAGAAAUUAAUCAUGCAUUGCUUCAUGGGACUUUUACAAGUGUUCCUUUGUUUAAACUAUUCUGUAUGAUGUUUGUUAAAAGUGGUGAAUAAAUGGUUUUCUAUUUCAUUUAG
Molecule: messenger RNA, 1786 nt
Organism: Plectropomus leopardus (leopard coralgrouper)
Lineage: Eukaryota; Metazoa; Chordata; Actinopteri; Perciformes; Serranidae
Gene: tmem51b
Product: transmembrane protein 51b
Source: RefSeq, a predicted model, not a curated record